Molecule: messenger RNA, 1095 nt
Organism: Carica papaya (papaya)
Lineage: Eukaryota; Viridiplantae; Streptophyta; Magnoliopsida; Brassicales; Caricaceae
Source: RefSeq, a predicted model, not a curated record
AUGGACAUUCCCAACCAGAUCCAGGGUCCAUCUUCUUCGACCACGCUACGGCGUCUCACCGCUCAUCAUGGAGCAUCAUCGAGUGUAAACCGCGAUGAUCAACGUUACGAGUUUGGUUCUUUUCCGACUGGGUUCAGGUUCCGUCCGAAAGAUAGGGAGCUCGUUGAUGCCUACUUGAUGAGGAAGGUGCUCAACCUGCCAAUGCACAGAAGCAAUAUCGCCGACGUCAACAUCUAUGACUACAACCCUUUUGAUCUUGCAGAGAUAUUCAAGGAGUGUGGGGAGAGAGAGUGGUAUUUUUUCACACCAAGGGAUAAGAAAUACCCAAAUGGAAGUCGACCAAGUCGAAGGGCUGGUAAUGGAUACUGGAAAGCAACUGGAGGUGACAAGGAUAUCAGAAACGAUAACGAUGAUGUUAUAGCGAAGAGAAAGGUUCUUGUUUUCUAUAUGGGGAAACCGAUGAAAUCAGGCGGGAAAACCAACUGGAUCAUGCAUGAAUAUCGACUCUGUAACUCUCCUGCUCCCACUCGCCAAGGUCACAACAACAUGAGGUUGGAUGAUUGGGUUUUAUGUCGAAUUUACCAGAAGAUUAGACAAAACACGAGAGCCCGCAACAGGGAGAACGAGGAGGAUGAGAAUGAGAACGAGAAUGAAAAUCCAAGGGGGAGAGAGGAAAAAGGUGAUCAACGACUCAUUGAAGUUCAAAUCUCCAAUCCUGCCCCAUUGGAUCACCAGUUGAGGACCUUCAAUAUUCAUGGCCAACAACCUCAGAUGUUGCCUUUUGCUUUCCGGCCACCCGUAGUUGUUCCAAUCGCCAUGAUGCCCGCAGCUCCAACCCCCGCACCAACAAUGGAGGCUCCACAAAUUCCUGCGCAAGAAAUUGAGGUUCCAGAUAACAUUUUUGCUACUCAGUUUUAUUUGGAAAACCCGGGUCUAUUUUCCUCUCUAAACUUUCAGGACAAUGAUUGGAUCUUCAGUAAUGGCGACUCUGGUAAUGUACAUUCAGAUUUUAGUUACAUGCACAAUUCGCGGGAUAAUAUAAGCAACAGGUUUCCUUCUUCGGCACCCGGCAGUUCACCUCGACUUGGCAAAUAG